ACAAACACAUCCCAAAAGCUGCAGGUGGGACUUUUCAAUAGGGUGACGGCUCAGGUAACAGUCCAGGGCUGCUGCAACUGGAUUUCCUGCUUGGCAGAGAUGAGUGAGGACAGCAAAAGUCCAAAGGUUGAAAACAGUGUGUGCCAGGUGCCUGUGGCGGAGGGGAAGAGUGUGCAGCAGACAGUGGAUAUCCUGCACAAGAAGCUGGAGCAGCUGGGUGCUGUGAAGCAGGGCAGCUUCUGUGUAGACUGCGAGACAUAUCAUGCAACAAAUGUCAGCGGUCAGCCCUCCAAGCUCUUAUAUGUGAUGCACAACUCUGAAACACCAUUGAGCUGCAUGGCUCUGUUUGAAGGCGGACCCUGCCUGAUAGCCGACGCAAACUUUGACGUUCUCAUGGUGAAGCUAAAGAGUCACUUCCAAAAUGCCAAGGGCCACAAGGUGGAGUGUCGUGGUUCUAGAUAUCGUUACUGUGACUUCUUGAUAAAAGUUGGUACUGUGACGAUGAGCUCCAGUGCCAGAGGGAUAUCAGUGGAGGUGGAGUACUGUCCCUGUGUGGUUCCAGGGGACUGCUGGAAUCUCAUCAAGGAGUUCAUGCAGUCCUUCCUUGGCCCCAGCGUCCCUGAACUGCCGUCGGUGUUUGCUGCCAAGCCUGAAGGACUCUUCGCUCCAUCAGACUGCGUUGACACCAUGACUCAGUACCUGGAGUUGUUCAACAAACUCCGUAAACUGCAAAUCCCAGGAAGUAACGUGCGUUGAGUUGUCAGUGGCAAUGGAAAGAACUAUUUUGUUUAUGUUUGUGUUGUUGUUGCUUUACUUCUGGUCCUAUGGAGCAGCAUGUUAUCCUGGCAUUUUUCAAAGCCUGUGUUUUUUUAUUCCCAUUUGUGGAGCCUCCACAUUGCAUUACACCUCACUAUUUGAUGAAAGAAUUUUGAAUUAAAGAGACUUAAUGGAGAACAUAAGCUGUGAUUUUCCUUUUAAAAUCAUACACACAAACUUCAAAUGUCCUCUUGAUGGGGUUGUAACCUCUUCUGGAGAGACAUCUUCAGCUGGUGACUAAAGGCCUUUGUUUAAUUA
Messenger RNA from Epinephelus fuscoguttatus (brown-marbled grouper), 1074 nucleotides. RefSeq names its product mediator complex subunit 20 (gene med20). Bases 100 to 756 code for a protein of 218 amino acids. NCBI's taxonomy places the organism in Eukaryota, Metazoa, Chordata, Actinopteri, Perciformes, Serranidae. The record is from RefSeq and is a predicted model, not a curated record. The transcript has 5 exons. Gene Ontology annotation, cellular component: mediator complex. Gene Ontology annotation, molecular function: transcription coactivator activity. Gene Ontology annotation, biological process: regulation of transcription by RNA polymerase II.